AUUUCUAGAAGAAAUGAUUAGAACCAGAGAACGGUUACAGUUAUCCCUUACCUUAACAAAACCAUAUUAACGGUCUCGUUUUGUUUUUGCAUAAACUUAGCCAUGGCGUUUCUAGCUAAAACCCAUUGCUCUCUUCACUCACUCCCUUUCCAGUUCCCUCUUCUUUCUCUCCCUCCGCCUCCACCGUCAUUAUCACCGGCCAAAAAGUCCACCGGAAAAUCUCUUAAAUUCAUUUGCAAAUCCAACGGCCAAGAUGAUUAUUUGAUUGAUGCUCCCGUUUCUGCUGGAGAUGGGUUUUCUUUUAGUGGAGGGAAAUAUUCAGAUGAGCCUAGUCCAGCUGAUGAAUGGUUUAAACAAGGAAAGUUUGUGAAAGCUCAUCCUGUUAAUUCUGGUGAGAAGGCUAAAGAUCCUAUAUUUGGACUUAAAAUGGGCUCUGGUUCUCAGUCCUCAAAUGAUGUUUUCAGAUGGUUUUGUGUUGAAAGUGGAAAUGCAGACAAUCCAACCGUUGUAUUGAUUCAUGGUUUCCCUUCACAGGCAUACUCUUAUCGCAAAGUUCUUCCUGUUCUAUCCAAAAACUAUCAUGUCAUUGCCUUCGAUUGGCUAGGAUUCGGAUUUUCAGAUAGGCCUCAACCUGGAUAUGGAUUUGACUAUACUUUAAAUGAAUAUGUGUCAUCCUUAGAGUCAUUUAUUGAUGAAAUUUCCAAGGAAAAGGUUUCACUUGUUGUACAGGGAUACUUCUCACCGGUUGUUGUCAAAUAUGCUAGCAAACAUCCGGAGAAGCUGAAUGAUCUUAUACUCCUUAAUCCCCCUGUAACAGCGAAGCAUGUCAAACUCCCAUCAACUUUAUCUAUAUUCAGCAACUUCUUACUCGGUGAAAUUUUUUCUCAGGAUCCUUUGAGAGCCAGUGAUAAAGCCUUGACAAGCUGUGGUCCAUAUCAAAUGAAGGAAGAUGAUGCGAUGGUUUACAGAAGACCGUAUUUGACUUCUGGAUCUGCAGGGUUUGCACUGAAUGCAAUUAGUAGGGCUAUGAAGAAGGACUUAAAGAAGUACGUGGAGGAAAUGAGGUCAAUACUUAUGGACGAAAACUGGAAAGUUAGAACCACUAUGUGCUGGGGGAAAAGAGAUCGUUGGUUGAACUAUGAUGGAGUAGAAGAAUUCUGCAAAGAUUCAAAAUACAAUCUGAUUGAGCUUCCUAUGGCAGGGCAUCAUGUACAAGAGGAUUGCGGUGAAGAACUUGGAGGUAUCAUCUCUAGAAUUUUCAGCAGAAGGAGCUGAAAACAGACGAUGAACCUGGAGAUCUACGCGUUCUGUUUAUAUUGCUGUCUGGAGAUGCAUAUCAGGUGAACCCGCCUUUAUAAUUACUUUAUUUAUAAUGUUUUCAUACUUCUAUGUACAAGGCAAAUGAGACUAGUUUGUUCUUCUGUAAUUGAACAAAGCAUUUUGAAAUGAAUGAAUUGUUUGGAAAAGAA
Mercurialis annua (annual mercury) is the source of this 1469-nucleotide messenger RNA. RefSeq lists its product as uncharacterized. NCBI's taxonomy places the organism in Eukaryota, Viridiplantae, Streptophyta, Magnoliopsida, Malpighiales, Euphorbiaceae. The transcript has 13 exons. Gene Ontology annotation, molecular function: epoxide hydrolase activity. The record is from RefSeq and is a predicted model, not a curated record. Bases 103 to 1275 code for a protein of 390 amino acids.